AUGGCGGACGCGGAGGAGAAGAAGAACGUGGACGAGACGACGACGACGACGAGCGCGUCGACGAAUGAGGUCGCGCCCGAGUCGGACGAGCCACAGGCGUACUUUGAGCCUGUGGUGAAGCUUGACGAGGUGGAGGUCACGACGGGCGAAGAGGAAGAGGAGGUUUUGUUCAAGCAGCGUACGAAGGUCUUUUGUUACCGCGAGACGCUGCUGGACAAGGGCACGGGCAAGAAAUCGUGGUGCGAGCGUGGCGUCGGUGACGUGCGCUUCCUCAAGCACAAGGAGCACCAAAAGGUGCGCAUGCUCAUGCGCCAGGAGAAGACGCACAAGAUCCUGAUCAACCACUUGAUCGAGUCGCGGACGGAGCUCACGCCCAACAUGGGCAGCGACCGCGCGUGGGUCUUUAGCUGCUACGACUUUGCGGACGGCGUGGUCGAGACGCAAGUCUUUGCGCUGCGCUUUGGCAGCGCCGAGAACGCCCAGAAGUUCAAAGAGGCCCACGAUGCUGCCAAGGCCAACAACAAGAAGCUCGAGGAAGGCGCGGAUGCCGCUGACACGUCGGCAGGCGACGAUGCCGCCAAGGCACUCGAGUCGCUGGAUGUCAAGAAGGAAGAGUAG
Hyaloperonospora brassicae is the source of this 618-nucleotide messenger RNA. Lineage: Eukaryota; Oomycota; Peronosporomycetes; Peronosporales; Peronosporaceae. The record is from the annotation of a GenBank genome assembly.